GCGACAGCGUGGCCACAAGCCACCGGGGAAAAUACUCGUUUCCUCGACUCGCUAACUUUCAGUUUACUACUUGCGGCUCGAGAGUGCGCACAGGUGCAUCAUUAACGUUCCAUCAGCUGUAAAUAAGCCCGCGAUUGAGACCUCGCCGAUUCGAUCUGAAGGCUCGUGGACUGAAAUUGUUUCGUUCAGUUUGUCAUUCGGAGAAAGGAGAGAAAACUUUGAAUUUCGUUGCGGAGUAAUUUGAAUGAGUUUCUUUAAAAAACGUGAGUGCCGAGCUGCGUUUAAAUCAGUGCGAAUCAAAUUUUAUUUUCGUUUGAACUUUCGAAAGUAACCUUCGCCCAUCAGUUGAAUAACGAGCAGAUUCUGCGGGGGGAAUCCCGAGUGUAAAAAAAAUGGAUUUUUUUGAAUUUUCAUCAAACUUCAUUUAGAAGAACAUCAGGAGCGGCCGAGUAUAAUUACGGAGAGCUGCUGAAACGUGAGAAAGAAAUGAGGUGCGCAGCGAGACUAUCGCGGUUAAUUGACUACGAGAUCAAGCAAAACACAGUGCGAUAAUUAAUCAGGGGCUUUUCCGCGUAAGCGGGAGUCUCGGCCCCCACGCGGACGCGGCGGAGCUAAAGUUAGUGAAAGAAGCGAGGCGAGAUAUAUUUGUAGCGAGUAAUGAAAUUACAGGUUAAGUAAAAGUGAGUGAAGAAGCGCGGUUAUCCGAGUCGACUACAUGAUUCGAUCGGAGAACAUUGGCCGAGACGAGAAUGAGCUGUUAUGUCAACGAUUAAGAGACCAUUUACUUGACGAAAGCGUCGAAUAAAACGAGCAGUUCUAAGAUGGCGAUUAAUGGGGAUAAGGACGGUAACACGAGGUCAGAAAAAGCGAGAAGGAUCUUCGAAUCUUCGAGGCGCGUGCGUUACAAACUCGCGAGUAUCCUCGUCCUACUCCUCUGCCUUAUGCGUCCCUGCUUCGCGAGAAACCAUCCGCCGAGGUUUCUCAUCGAUGGGCAAACGGAAAUUGUGGUCAGACUGAAGGAAGGCCCCGGAACUCCCGUUGGCAGCCUCAUUUACAGACUGAGGGGAGUCGACUCGGAUGGUGACAAACUUACGUUCGGAGUCAGAGAUCAACCUGGCAGCGAGGUCAUAAGAGUUGACAAUUUCAAUCACAACGAGGCCAACAUUUACUUGAAUAAACUGCUCGAUCGAGAAACGAGAGACGAGUACGCGUUGGUGCUCACCCUCACGGACGAAAAAUUGGGCGAAGGAAACUUCAUAACUCAGAGUCUUCUCAUCCUCGUUGACGACAUUAAUGACAACGUACCGAUCUUUCGACCCCAUCCAACCACUCUGACCGUACGCGAAGACUCCGGGCCCGGCAUUCUGACUACGGUCGUCGCGACCGACGCCGACGAAGGCGCUCACGGCCAAGUCGUCUAUCACCUUCAAGAAUUGGACGGCGACAACGGAGUUUUCUCCAUCUCGACCACCAACGGGACCGGAGUCAUCAGACUCGUCGGGGAUCUUGACUACGAGAGAAAAUACUUGUAUCAGUUGAGAGUCCUCGCGGUCGAUCGAGCCAUUGACGAAAAGCUAAACACCGGAACAACCGCGAUUCUGGUAAAGAUCCAGGAUGUCGAGGAUCAACCACCGGAAUUUAUCGCCAUGACACCGGUUGCGAGAAUCAGUGAGAACGUAAGGAUCGGAACGUCGGUGCUGCAAGUGAGAGCCAUCGACGGUGACAAGGGCAUAAACAACCGAGUCACGUACAGCAUAACAGAAGGACCAAAGUACCUGUUCGACAUCGACGCCACAUCCGGAAUCGUCUUCACUCGUGGGCAGCUCGACAGAGAAGCUGAAGAGAACAGCGACGGUACUUUCAUCCUCGAGAUCACGGUGAAAGAAGUUUCGAAAAUGGUCCCCCCGCCCUCGGUGUCGACCGAGGUCACGAUCAUCCUGACGGACGUUAAUGACGAAACGCCGAGAUUUCGGAGUCCAAGAUACUUGGCGGAGAUCAACGAGAAUGCGCCGCAAAACACUCCCGUCAAUUUCAUCGCUGAUUCCAUACCGGAAGUCUACGAUCACGAUCUGGGAACGAACGGCACGUUUCGCAUGUUCAUCGACGGCGACAACGGGAUAUUCGACGUGACGCCAUCGCGAGGCAUAAACGAGGCGCCGUUUCUUAUCCGCGUGAAAGAUCCCACGAAAUUGGAUUUCGAGAGACUAGCAGUCAUCAACUUCACCCUCGUGGCUCGGGAGAUGGUGCCGUUUCAGCCGAAAUACAGCGCCGUCCCGGUGACCGUUUUUGUCAAGGAUCAAAAUGACAACUAUCCGGAAUUCACAAUGGACGUUUACGAGGUUGAUCUCUACGAGAACUGCCAAAUUGGAACGACCGUCGCGUGGGCUCAGGCCCUCGACGAAGACAGCGGCAAUUACGGCACUCGAGGCAUAAGAUACACGAACCUGGGCGGAAGCAUAGCUCACGCACUGCACUUGAAUUCUACGACGGGGAAGAUCACCGUGAAGCAAACUGGGCUGGCGUUCGACCGAGAGCUCGUUUCCCGACACUAUUUGACCGUUGAGGCUCGCGACGACCUCGGCAAGGGGAACCGAAACACUGCCCAGUUGAUAGUCAACAUAAAAGACGUGAACGACAAUCCGCCGGUGUUUCUUCAGAACAAAUACGAGGCCGUGCUUUUGGAGAACAAGGACGAGUUCGAGUCGCCCCCCCUUUUGGUGGAGGCCUUCGACAUCGAUUUAAACGGCACGAAAAAUAGCGAGAUCGUCUACUCGCUGGUCUCGUCAGAAUUCUCAAGGAAUUUUACCAUCGAUCCAAAAGCCGGUGUCGUCAGACCAGCUUCGCCGAUGGACUACGAGGCUCUGCCCGUCAUCGCUCAAGGACAACGGGAGAGCUCCGUCCGGCCCUUGAGACUGACCGUGAGAGCUCGUGACACGGGAACACCGAGCCUCAGUUCUGAUGCUCCUUUGACCGUUUAUCUCAAGGACCUCAACGAUAAUGGGCCAGUUUUCGAGCGAGCUUUGUACAAGAAAAAUAUUCCGGAAGAUUUGGAAGGUGGAACGACUGUCCUCCAGGUUAAAGCUUGGGACAAGGAUCUUUCGUCACCGAACAACAAAGUCGUUUACAGAAUACAAAGCGGAGCCGGUGACAAAUUCGUCAUCUCACCCGAGACUGGAAUCAUCAGCGUGGCCUCAGGAUCCAAUUUGGACCCGGAUCUUACCUCCCCAAAAACUACGAGAUACAGCCUCGAUGUCGUGGCCAUCGACAGCGGCACCGAAGCCCAAAAAACUGCUCGGGUCCUCGUCGAUAUCACGAUCGUCGACGUCAACAAUAAACCACCAGUUUUUAUCGAUCCUGGAACCGUUGCCAUCAGGGAAAACACUCAAGUUGGGGCUUACGUGCAUCGCGUAGUCGCGAACGAUCCCGACAUCGCUCCGAUCUUGCGAUACCGAAUUGAUCCGAACUCCUCCGAAGCUAGAAACGAGGAGGGAACAUUGAUUCGAAUACAAGAGUACGAUUACUUGGGAGCUCUGGAAUUGAACGCGAUCGAUGGCUUGCUCAGGGUGAUAAGAAUUUUGGACAGAGAGAGAGUGGAGACGAUCAGACUGGGCCUCAUAGUCGAGGACUUGGCAGCUGUCAGAGGGCUGCAAACCGCUUCCGCUAUGCUGAGCAUUAUAAUCGAGGAUGAAAACGACAACAACCCGAAAUUUCGAAGACCCUUCUACAGACGAUCGGUCACUGAGAACAGUAAAAACGGAGUCCACAUUGCGAGCAUAGUGGCCGAUGACGCUGACAAGAACCGCAGCAUCACUUACAGCGUGGAAAGCCCGAAAGAGAUAACCGAUCUCGUGCACGUAGACUCCGAGACGGGGGAAAUGGUCGUGGCGAAUAAAAUCGAUCGGGAAAUUCAUUCGUGGCUCAACUUGACGGUCAGAGCUACCGAUUCGGGGAUCCCGCCGAGAUCGAGCCUGUCGGAAGUUUACGUACAAGUGCUCGACGAAAACGACAACAAUCCCUACUUCGUAACCGACUUGAGCAACGUAACAGUCUCCGAGAAUUCGAAAAUCGGCACUGAGAUCACGAGAAUCGAAGCGAAAGAUCCGGACAGCGGUGAUUUUGGAAAAAUCACUUUCCUCCUCGACCGGAUGUCGUCACAGGGCAAGUUUGCCAUGCAUCCGGAAACGGGCUCGUUAACGGUCGCCGAUAAUCUCGAUUGGGAAACGAAAAGCAGCUACGUUCUCAUCAUCGAAGCUUGGGACAAUUAUCAGUUCGGAUACACCGCCGGGGAGUCGAGAAACGCAUUCAAGCAAAUCGAAGUGAUCGUUCAGGACGUAAACGACAACGCGCCGAUGCUCGAACUGCCUCAAGAGUGCGUAACGAUUUCGGAAUUUCACGAUACGAGGGACGUCAUUGCGAUUGCGAGAGCCAAAGAUAUCGACGAUCCCAUGACCCCGAAUGGUCGAGUAAUGCUGCGAAUAGUGUCCGGCAACGAGCUUGGUUUCUUCAUUCUGGAGCAAACGGAUUAUUGGACAGCGAAAAUAAAAGCUGCUGGAUCGUUGAGAGGAAAAUUUGGCAAUUAUUCGCUCGAACUCGAGGCUCGGGAUCUCGGCACACCUGCCAACAUCGAUAACGAACGAUUGGACAUUUGUGUCACCGAUUACAACGACAAUCCUCCGAUUUUCACGAGUCCCGAGCACAACACGACCCUGCGGGUUCCCGAGAACGUCACCGUGGGCACUCCGAUCAUUCGAGUCGAAGCUAAAGACGCUGACACGGGCCUGAACGGCGACGUUCAUUACCGACUCAAACAAGACCUUGCCGGACACUGGAGAACUUUUCAAAUUGAUGAUAAAACUGGAGUUAUCACAACGAAACUUCCCCUGGACCGAGAGACCCAGAGAUUAUACGAAAUCAGAGUCGAGGCACGCGAUUUAGGGACCCCGACUCCGCUGAGUUCGGACCUCGACCUGAUGAUCUACGUGCGCAACAUAAACGACUACGAGCCUCAAUUUCUCGUCGAUAUAUUCGAAGUUCGUUUCACCGAGGAGAAUGUACCGGGCUCGGAAACGAUUUUGCUACCGGAAACGAUCGAUCGCGACGAGGUUGACGAUCUCGACGAUCCGCCAACGCAGGUCUGCUAUUUCAUCGUCGGUGGCAACGACGAUGGAUUCUUUACUUUGGAUAUUUUCAAACACGAGCUCAGCACUGCAAAAAUCCUGGACAGAGAACAGCAGGAAGAAUAUUUGCUUUUAAUAAAAGCCACCGAAGAUUGCACCACCGUCCCUGGCAACCAAAGUUUCUUCGACGAGACCGACGACACUCUCCUCAAGGUAAUCGUAACGGUCGAUGACAUCAACGACAAUCCGCCGAAAUUCGUCAGCAAAAUAUUCACAGGUGGCGUCACAACUGACGCGGACUUUGGCACGCAAUUUAUGCACGUCAAGGCCAUCGACGUUGAUGCAGGCGACAACGCUGCCGUCAGUUAUUACCAAAUCGGUCAGAUCCAAAUGACCUUGACGGAGGGUCUCGACGACAUUAAAUUGCAGCCGUUCCUCGUCGACAGACUCACCGGUGCAGUGAGCCUCAAUUUCGAUCCUCAACGAAGAAUGAAAGGGUACUUCGAUUUCGAAGUUCUCGCCAAUGACACCGACGGUUUGUUCGACAAAUCGAGAGUCUUCAUUUACCUCUUGAGAGAGGAUCAACGAGUUCGAUUCGUUUUACGUCAACAUCCACCGGAAGUACGAAACCGGAUCGAUUCGUUUCGGGAAAUUUUGGGCAACGUAACGGGUGCUAUAGUGAACGUGGACGAGUACAAAGUUCACGAGAAUCAGGACGGUUCGGUGGACCGUACGAGGACUGAUUUAUAUCUGCACCUGGUGAACCGUCGUGACAAUUCGAUUCUCGAGGUGUCCGAGGUCCUCGAGAUCGUCGAUAGAAAUAUUGAGAAGCUGGACAACCUUUUCAAGGAUUUCAACGUGCUCGAUACGCAGCCGGCUCAGUCGCAACAAAUAAUGCAGUACGAGCAAGCCGGCACGACCUUUUGGCUGCUCGCUUUGACCCUGUUUUUGGGAGCCCUUUUGGUCCUGUGUAUGGCUCUUUGCCUCUCGCAACGAGCAUCUUUCCGACGUCAACUCAAAGCAGCCAAUGCCACACCGUUUGGCACCACCGAUUCUGAAUUCAUUCGAGGACCUGGAAGAGUCCCCAACACCAAUAAACACAGCAUGGAAGGAUCCAACCCAAUAUGGAUGCACGCUUACGAAAACGAGUGGUUCAAAAGCGACGAAUCUUACAGCCACAAUUCGGAGAGGGAUUCGUUGGACGAAAACGCCCUGAACAACGAAGAAAUAUUGAACGACGUGGAGACCCACGACAGGAAUUCAGACGAAAAUCCUUACUACAUUCGUCCCAGGCCAGCCUCGCUUUCCAGCGUGGACAGUGGCACCGACGAUCAACACGGUUCCAGUCAAGACUCGCCCAUCGCACGUGAACAAAAUCCCGUUAUCAAUAAUCCUCUUGGCAAGAAAAUUGAAACGACAGAACUUUAGCCCGAGAAGAAAAGCAGAAGGAAAGCCUUGAAACGUCGAAAAGUGAUUUUCAGUUAUGAAGGGUUUACCUUCUCUGUAAUCUUUAAUCGUCCCCUUAGAUCUAACGUUAUCUCCUGUAAAUAGUCGUCGAUAUAUUUUGUACUUAAUAUUUAUUGACAUUCGGAAAGUACCGAGCGGGUGCCACACACGAUUUCAGAGAAUAAUUAUUUAUUUUCGAUCCAGUACUUCGCUCAAUAUUCAUUCGAGAUUUUUUUCCCUCCCGCUGCGAAAUGCCACGGCAUCAGAAUCGAGAGCCCAGUGGAUUCGUGACGGAUCCUGAUCAAAGAACCAGGCACGAAAAUGCUAGGGGAAAGCGGACGAUGAAUUUGAGCUUUUCAGUGUCGCGAUGACGCUCGAUUGAAUAAAAUUGGGAGGAAAACGCAAA
Messenger RNA from Venturia canescens, 6969 nucleotides. It is a transcript of the gene Cad88C, whose product is annotated as cadherin-88C. The record is from RefSeq and is a predicted model, not a curated record. Gene Ontology annotation, biological process: homophilic cell-cell adhesion. Gene Ontology annotation, molecular function: calcium ion binding. The transcript is spliced from 22 exons. Gene Ontology annotation, cellular component: plasma membrane. Bases 822 to 6545 code for a protein of 1907 amino acids. NCBI's taxonomy places the organism in Eukaryota, Metazoa, Arthropoda, Insecta, Hymenoptera, Ichneumonidae.